Messenger RNA from Amphiprion ocellaris (clown anemonefish), 1937 nucleotides. RefSeq names its product DR1-associated protein 1 (negative cofactor 2 alpha) (gene drap1). The coding region runs from base 162 to 863 and encodes 233 amino acids. Gene Ontology annotation, cellular component: nucleus; negative cofactor 2 complex. The transcript is spliced from 7 exons. Gene Ontology annotation, molecular function: transcription coactivator activity; transcription corepressor activity; core promoter sequence-specific DNA binding. The record is from RefSeq and is a predicted model, not a curated record. NCBI's taxonomy places the organism in Eukaryota, Metazoa, Chordata, Actinopteri, Pomacentridae. Gene Ontology annotation, biological process: negative regulation of transcription by RNA polymerase II; positive regulation of transcription by RNA polymerase II; transcription by RNA polymerase II.
AACGAGGAACGGGUGACGACGACGUGCUAACGAGUUAGCCGGGUAGCUACCUACCGCUAUCCGGUGUGAGCGCGGUGGCGGCGAAUUAUAUAUGAUUAUAGAGGAACAUUUCAGGAUAUAGCUCGUUUUUAUUUUACUCUAGCCAUCCGGGUAAUUUAAAUAUGCCCAGCAAAAAGAAGAAAUACAACGCCAGGUUCCCCCCGGCGAGGAUUAAGAAGAUUAUGCAGACGGAUGAAGAAAUAGGAAAAGUGGCUGCAGCAGUACCUGUUAUUAUUUCGAGAGCCCUGGAGCUUUUUUUGGAAUCGUUGCUGACAAAGGCCUGUCAAGUCACCCAAUCUAGGAAUGCAAAGACGAUGACAACGUCACAUCUAAAGCAGUGUAUUGAGCUGGAGCAACAGUUUGAUUUCUUAAAAGACCUGGUGGCGACGGUGCCGGACAUGCAGGGCGACGGGGAGGAGAACCACACCGAGGGGGGAGGAGAAAAAGUCCCACGCAGGGGUCGCAAACCAGGGUCCGGUCGCAAGAACGGAGGGGCCGGAACCAAAGGCAAGGACAAGAAGUUGUCUGGAACAGAGUCGGAGCAAGAGGACGACUCGGAAGACAGCGAGACAGACGGGGAUGAGGAGGAUGGCUCUCAGUCGAGCACAAAUCUGCAGGCUGCAUCCAGGUUCCACAGCUCAAAUGUGCCCCCCCAGUACAUGCACAUGGGCAACAUGGUGUCAAUGGGCGGCAUGGCUCCAGCGCAGCCCCCCGGCGGCAUGGCCUUCGCCCCCCACCCGUCCAUGAUGAGCGUCGUGCCGCCUCCCCCUCCCCCUGCGCCGCACAAAAACGAGGAGGACGAUGACGAAGACUAUGACUCUUAGCUCCCUCUUUCCUCCCUUACCCCUCCACCGCUCACUCACUCGCUCUCUCACACACACACACACACUCUUAAAGCGUUAUUUUCAGAUUCUUAAGUUGUUCUUCCGGUGGCUGCUCGUAAAGCAGAGGAGGGAAAGACUCUUCAUCGCGGUCCACCGCCCGCAAGAGGCAGAAAACUCGUUGUACAUUGUGUUUUAAUUUUCGUUUUUUUUUAAGGAGAGAACAAAAUAAAAGGUUUUAUUUUAUCGUAGAGGAGGAUGUUUUUUAACAAGUCGGUCGAUUUUUGCAUAGGAAAAACGUCACUGUUUUUUGCUACGAGCCCCCCCCCUCAGACAGGAUAGGUGUGGUUUGUGUUGUAACUUCUUUUUUUUUUCUUUUUUGGCACUUUCAGUCCUCCGUAGUAGCUGCGAACAUAUCAGUCGCUGUCAUUCAGACCCUCAGGUUGGUAGAAAAAUGUUCCGCAAGUGGUAGUUAGAGCCGUGCUUGUCGAAGGGAAACCAGACCUCACUUGCCGCCGAAGUGUUACAUCACCACGUAAUCGAUCGGCUACCGCUGUUCAGAUGUGAGCCCAACUUCCCGGCUUUGUCAGUCCAGCUGUCGGGCUGCAACGUAAACAAGGAAGCAGGUGUAUUUUUACUAUAGGUUUAGCUAGCUGCAGCUUUUUUCAAAUUAGUUCCUAUUUUUAAGUCACGUUUUUAUCAAGAGAACUGUAAACUUCCACGACCCACAAGCCAGCAGGUUAAGGGUUCACAUUGUGUUCACGUCGCCAGGGGUUAGUUGCUUGUGUAUUAUUUUACACCACCAUUAAAUGCCCCCCCCCCCGAAGUAUACUGUGACUCUUGGACCAUCACUUUGAUUUUAAAGUCUCCUUUUUUCUGGUCACCCCUCCGAUUUUGAGUAAACAUUUCCCCCCCCCCGUUCUUUUAGAUUGUUUUAAUUGUUAUCAGAUGGGGCUCCCGUUUAUGUGUCGGUCUUGUUAUGAAAUGGUUGCGAACAGACAGGUGACACUGUAUUGUAAACUUUUAACAUUCUUUUUAUUUUGUAUGGGUGAAAUAAAGUUCAUAUUUCAAUUAAAA